Cornus florida is the source of this 456-nucleotide messenger RNA. RefSeq lists its product as uncharacterized. The coding region runs from base 1 to 456 and encodes 151 amino acids. The transcript has a single exon. NCBI's taxonomy places the organism in Eukaryota, Viridiplantae, Streptophyta, Magnoliopsida, Cornales, Cornaceae. The record is from RefSeq and is a predicted model, not a curated record.
AUGACCAACCCUUCUUUUAGAGUCUACUAUGGAGUGUCUGGUGCAGUCCCAUUCAUGUGGGAGUCUCAACCUGGUACCCCUAAACACACAUCUUGUGACACUUCUCUUCCUCCUCUCACACCACCUCCAUCCUACUACUUCAACAACAUUAACACAAACAGUACCAAAAGCUCGAGAUCCGAAUUCUUGAAUGCCUUGUGGCUAAGGAUUAAUAGGAAGAAAGCGCGCGUGACAGUGUCACAUGCAUCACCAUCACUGUCAUCAUCGUCGUCGUGGUCGUCGCGUUCAUCCGCCAUGUCUGUUCCAAUGAGACACUCCAAGGUUCAUGGUCAAAGCCAGCUUUCUGGCGCGAGAUCUUCAACUUUGUUCCCGGUGUUCAUCGUGAAGAAAGCUUUGUUGUCCGUGGUCAGCUGCAGAUCUAACCUUUGUCGUGAGGCCAAUUGGGUUGUUUGGUAA